Molecule: messenger RNA, 201 nt
Organism: Suillus subaureus
Lineage: Eukaryota; Fungi; Basidiomycota; Agaricomycetes; Boletales; Suillaceae
Exons: 2
Source: RefSeq, a predicted model, not a curated record
CGUGGAACAACAAGGCUACCUUCUACUCGAUCGCCCCAUCCUGAGCAUCCCAUGUGGUCUCUGCAGUAUUUGAAGAGAAUGGUGCUCCCGGACCUAGUAAAUUUGAACAAGGUCGAAAACCUCUGCACCAAGCGAACGCUCUCGCAAGCGGAAAUUGACCACCGGCUUCAGAUGGUGCGCAAAGCUGCGCGGAAGGAAUAG